GGAUGUCCAACCAAUUUUGCUUACUCCAUUGUUCGUCUUCCUUUCUAUAUAUAUAUAACUUCUCAUUUCCACAAAACAUUUAUACAAAUAAAGGAUAAUCGAUCACAGCAUUUCUCUACUUUAAUGGCAAAAGUUGGUUUCAUUUUAGUUGUAUACGUAGUGGCCGUGGUGUUGCUUAGCACCGCUGUGCAUGGCCAAGGCACACGCCUCGGCUUUUAUCGCGCCACGUGCCCUCAAGUCGAAUCCAUCGUUAGAUCCACCGUUCAAUCCCAUUUUCGAAUGGAUCCAUCGAUUGCUCCUGGGUUGUUAAGAAUGCACUCCCAUGAUUGCUUCGUUCGAGGGUGUGAUGCUUCUGUGCUUCUUGCCGGUCCCAAUUCUGAGAGGACGGCUGUGCCUAACCGUACUUUGAAAGGGUUUGAGGUCAUUGACGACGCCAAGUCCCAACUUGAGGAUGUCUGCCCAGGCGUUGUCUCGUGCGCUGAUAUACUUGCUCUUGCUGCUCGUGACUCAGUGGUUCUGACGGGUGGAAGAAGUUGGGAAGUUCCGACGGGACGAAGAGAUGGUAGAGUUUCGUUAGUAUCAGAGGUGAAGUUGCCUGGUUUUUCAGAUUCCAUUGAAGUUCAAAAGGAGAAGUUCAGAUCUAUGGGUCUCAACACACAUGACCUCGUCACUCUCGCAGGUGCCCAUACCAUCGGUACCGCAUCAUGUCGUUUUUUCAGUUAUAGACUCUACAACUUCACAACAGUCACUGAAACCGGUGCUGACCCGACUCUUAAUCCAUCACUCGUCGAACGACUACGAGAAGUUUGCCCCGCAGACGGAGAUGGCUCAAGCAGAGUCGAACUCGACUUCGAUAGUUCAGAAAAUUUUGACCUAUCGUUCUACAAAAACUUGAGACUAGGGGGAGGGAUCUUGGAGUCCGAUCAAAUGCUGUGGAACGAUGCUUCUACUCGCCCUAUCAUCCAACACUACUUGAGUUUAAGAGGUUUAGUAGGGCGUUCAAGCUUUAGAGUUGAGUUUGGAAGAUCGAUGGUUAAAAUGAGCAAUGCACAAGUUAAAACUGGCUUGCUUGGUGAAAUUCGAAGGGUUUGCUCUAAGGUUAAUAACUGAUCAUAUGUGUUUAAGCUGUCUUUAAUGUAUUUUAAGAGUGGGUUUUUUCUCAAUUUAAUAUGUUGGUGUGUGUCUUUGAGUUUUGUUUUAAACUUCUUGAUCUUAUGUUUUAAUCAUAGUUUUAUAUUUACUGUCAUAUUUCUAUGUUUUGUGGGUUUGACAUCGUACAUGAAAAGUGAAUUAUCGAUAUUUUCAUGUCAAUAGUUUAAAUUGUGAAGUUUAUUUUU
Messenger RNA from Cucumis melo (muskmelon), 1337 nucleotides. RefSeq names its product peroxidase N1-like. Gene Ontology annotation, cellular component: plant-type cell wall; plasmodesma. The coding region runs from base 124 to 1110 and encodes 328 amino acids. The transcript has 3 exons. Gene Ontology annotation, biological process: hydrogen peroxide catabolic process; response to oxidative stress. Gene Ontology annotation, molecular function: peroxidase activity; heme binding. The record is from RefSeq and is a predicted model, not a curated record. NCBI's taxonomy places the organism in Eukaryota, Viridiplantae, Streptophyta, Magnoliopsida, Cucurbitales, Cucurbitaceae.